AGUAAUUGUUCCUGUUCUCUUUCUUAAGUCAUUUGAAACACUGUCCCAGCUCCUUCUUUAAGUUCACUGCAAUCUGUACACAAGAGAGAGAGAGAGAGGGAGAGGGAGAGAGUGCAUGAAAGCAGAAAGCAGGUAAAGAAAGAGCUUGGUGCUGCAGCAAUUCAGACCUCAGGAGCUGGAAGCCCCCAACAAUGCAGAACGAGUCGAGGAUGAUCAAAGAUGAAGACGUGUGUUUUAACAUGGGCAUGAAAAGAGCUCCGCCAUUCCCCCAUUGCCUACAGUUGGGAGCUCCCAGGAUGAAAUCCCACCAGAGACCGCCCUUUGCCGAAGAGUUCAGGGGGCCCUUUGCGCAAUUUCGGUACGAACCUCCUUCAGGAGACCUGGAUGGAUUCCCAGGAAUCUUGGAAGGAGGUGGGUCUCGGAAACGGAAGAGCAUGCCCACCAAAAUGCCCUAUAACCCCCCUCCGGCCGACGCCACGACUUCCCACCAGUCGGAGAAGGACAAAAGCCACGGCCUCCCUUUGCUCUUCCAGCAGCCCCCCGCCCCUAAGUACGACGCUCAGAUGAUCGACCUCUGUAACAUCGGCUUCCAGUUCUACCGCACCUUGGAGCACUUGGGGGCCAAGCCCAUCAAGCAGGAGCCCCUCAAGCCCAGCACCAUGUGGUCCCCACCGCCUCCGUCACCCUUCCUAUCCACGCCAUACCCCUACUACCCCAAGGUCCACCCGGGCCUGGUGUUCCCUUUGUUCAUGGCUCCCCCGGGCUUUGCCUACAGCCGCCAUUCCUUCCAGCCCAAGCAUCCAGCCCAACCAGCUGUGCCCGCGAAAGCCGAGAGCCAGGAGAGCGAGGAAAGCAAGCAGAAGGUGGAGCGGGUGGACGUCAACAUCCAGAUCGAUGACAGCUACUACGUGGACGUGGGCGGGGAGCAGAAGCGCUGGCAGUGCCCCAUGUGCGAGAAGUCCUACACCUCCAAGUACAACCUGGUCACCCACAUCCUGGGCCACAGCGGCAUCAAGCCCCACGCCUGCAGCCGCUGCGGGAAGCUCUUCAAGCAGCUCAGCCACCUGCACACCCACAUGCUGACCCACCAGGGCACGCGGCCCCACAAGUGCCAGGUCUGCCACAAGGCCUUCACGCAGACCAGCCACCUCAAGCGGCACAUGAUGCAGCACAGCGACGUGAAGCCCUACAACUGCAGGAUCUGCGGCCGCGGCUUCGCCUACCCCAGCGAGCUCAAGGCGCACGAGUCCAAGCACGAGAGCGGCCGGGAGAACAUCUGCGUGGAGUGCGGCCUGGACUUCCCCACCCUGGCCCAGCUGAAGCGGCACCUCACCUCUCACCGCGGGCCCAUCCAGUACAACUGCACCGAGUGCGACAAGACCUUCCAGUACCCCAGUCAGCUCCAGAACCACAUGAUGAAGCACCAAGAUAUCCGGCCCUACAUCUGCUCUGAGUGUGGGAUGGAGUUUGUGCAGCCCCAUCACCUCAAGCAGCAUUCGCUCACCCACAAGGGUGUAAAGGAGCACAAAUGUGGCAUCUGCGGGCGGGAAUUCACCCUGCUGGCCAACAUGAAGAGACAUGUGUUGAUUCACACCAAUAUUAGGGCCUACCAGUGCCAUCUAUGCUUCAAGAGUUUUGUGCAGAAGCAGACGCUGAAAGCCCAUAUGAUCGUGCACUCGGAUGUGAAGCCUUUUAAAUGCAAGCUGUGUGGAAAGGAGUUUAACCGAAUGCACAAUCUCAUGGGCCAUAUGCACCUGCACUCAGACAGCAAACCUUUCAAGUGCCUCUACUGCCCCAGCAAGUUCACCUUGAAAGGGAAUCUGACCCGCCACAUGAAGGUCAAACAUGGAGUCAUGGAGAGAGGAUUUCACUCUCCAGGUUUUGGAAGAGGAAGAAUGGCCCUUUCCCAGACAGUAGGGAUGUUGAGGAGCUUGGAGCAAGAAGAACCUUUUGACCUUUCACAGAAACCUCGAGAAAAGGGUACCCCCUUUCAUUCUGAUGGCGAGAGUGCCAAGGGAAGCUCAUGCCCUGAAGAGGAGGAGGAAGAUACCUACGAGCCUGAACAAUACAGCCCUGGUACGUACCAGCAAAACAAGCGGCUGUACACGCCCCAGGACCUGUCUAGAAAAACUGAGCAAGUGAUGAAAACUCUACAAGAGUCCUAUGGAGAAGAGAAGGAAGAUGCUCUGAAAGAAGCCUUGGAGGAGAAAGGGAAAGACGGCUUCAGUGCAAAAGGAGGUCAGGAGAGAGACUUUGCUUGCUUAAGGGCUUUUCAGAGUGGCAGGCUCGAGCCUUCUUUUUCUGAUUAUCUUUACUUUAAGCAUAGAAAUGAGAGUUUAAAAGAAUUACUGGAGAGGAAAAUGGAAAAACAAGCGAUGCUUUUAGGUAUCUAAAUGGACAGUUUCAAAAUUACCUUUUGGAAAAUGAGAACCAGUUGGUUCAGAUGCAGCUUUUAGCAGGAGCUAUAAUUUGCUGGGGACUGCCCAUUUGGGCAGCUCCUUAAAGAUGAUUGGACUAAAUCAAUAAGAACAAAACAAUUUAAGGCAAAGUAAAUGCCUUGCAGGUGGUCUGUUGGCUUUCAGAUCAACAGCACACUUUGGAGUCUUCUCUUCAGUAUUAUUAUAGUCCCUACUUUUAGAACAGUGUAAUAUUCCUAUGGAUAUUUAAUUGCAAGUGGACUCUCAGUUGGUUACAGGGAUCUUAUUUUCCUCUUUCUAAUAUUUCCCAUAUGCAUCACACCCAUACCAUUUCUUUCUAGUUGCCAAAUAGCAACAGUUCUUCAGGUAUUAACUUACUAAUUGUGAUUUAGUAACAAAUAGACAUGGUAGAUCUCAAGAAAAUAUUUUCUUCCAAAUAGACUAAAAUAUCAUUAAGUGCAUAUAUGACAAUAGCAUUUAAUAAUUUUUAAGAAGAAACUUUCCAUACUUACCAGAGAUGACUACAAUAACUCAAGAGAUAGUCGUGGGAUCUGGAUAUUCCCAAAAUAUUGCUGGAAGGGUGAGAUGAGAUCUAAGAUAAGAUUUCUUUAAGUUGUCAAGUGUCUGAGAAGUUGGAUUUAGAAAAAUAACAAAACCCAAAAAACUAAGUUCCUAGCUAUAUAGACUCAUGUCCUACUCCUCCUGCUCCUUUUUGUAAGGGAAACUUGAACUCAAAAUCUUCAUGGUCUUCCAAUAAUACAUCAUGUGUUCUGGAUCUCCAGUACAUGCACUAGCUAUGGAAUCCAACAGGUUCUAGGCCCAGCUUUGGUCACUUGAUACUUGGUUAAAACUAGGAAAAUCUUUCUCUCUCUGGGUCUUACUUUUCUCAUCUGUAAAAUUGAGAGUAUAGUACUGGAUGAUCUCUAGGUUCCUUGUAGCAUUGAAUCCUAUGAUCAGAGGAUCUUGGGGAAUUUGCCCACCAUCACAUCUAAUCUUUAUGCCAACAAAGUAGAGUGGGGGAAAUGCAUUUUGCUAAUGGAGCAGUAAUUAAUCACCCUUCAGUCCUCUCAAGCCUGGAGCUGGGAAAGAUGUCCUCUCUUGAAAUUUAAGCUCUGACUUUUGGAGAUUUUAUAGCCAGUGGCCAAAAGCCUAACAUAAAUGAAAAUUUGUAGCAUUACUUAUCUGCCUUUGAAACCCUCACCCUAUAGCACAACAAACACUUGUCCCCUGACUUCUGAUUUGGUUCACUCUCAUCAAGAAAGUCACAAAUCUCCAAUUUAACGUCUCUACUUUGUUUUAAUCAUUGAUAGACUAUAUACAUACAUAACACAUCUAUAUUAAUAUACAUGUAGAGGUGUGUGCAUUAUAUACACAGCUUUUGUGUAAGAGGAUGCUUAUGGUGCUUGUUUUCAUAUGUUUUGAAAAAAUGUAAGAUUCACUUUAAUCAGGCUGAUUUCUAAUUGGACUCUAUGCCUGCAAUUCCACUAGAGCUCUCUGGGCAAAUAUGAUGAUCUCAAGACACUUUCAAUGCAGUAAUAUUUGAAAAUAUAUUUCUUCCUUGCCUAUCUCCCAAGAGAUUGGUUCAGGGUUACAUGAUGUCAGGGCAUUUUUCACAUCUAAACAAGUGCCUUCUACAUUCAGAUACUAAGGGAAGGGUCAAUUACUGCUCAGCAUCCUUCUGUCUUCCACAUCACCAUCUUUGGGAUUCCUAUUUCUCAACAGUUCAUUCCACUGACUAUUCUUAAGUGGAGAGGGGGUGGUUCUAAGAUACAGGAAAUAAUGGCAGUUCAUUGAGAUGGUACAUUUGUUAUGAAAACUCUUCAAAAUUCAACCAAAGAUGUGUUGUUCUUAUGAUGGCAGCAUAACUUUAGAUAGAAUUUCCUGUGGCAGACUUGUAAAAUUCAGUGAACCAGUCUACCUUAAACUCCUCUGCCAUAUCAGGGACCUAUCAUAGUAUGUAUCCAUAAGAUCAUCCCCAUAGUCCACAUCUUCUUUCUCUGUAAUUCCAGAGACAAAUUCCACAGUCAUAAAGAAAUCUGGUACAGGUACAGUGUAUAGUAAACUACUUUA
Messenger RNA from Antechinus flavipes (yellow-footed antechinus), 4487 nucleotides. RefSeq names its product zinc finger protein 366 (gene ZNF366). Lineage: Eukaryota; Metazoa; Chordata; Mammalia; Dasyuromorphia; Dasyuridae. The transcript is spliced from 5 exons. Gene Ontology annotation, biological process: regulation of transcription by RNA polymerase II. The coding region runs from base 192 to 2393 and encodes 733 amino acids. The record is from RefSeq and is a predicted model, not a curated record. Gene Ontology annotation, molecular function: DNA-binding transcription factor activity; RNA polymerase II cis-regulatory region sequence-specific DNA binding.